Melopsittacus undulatus (budgerigar) is the source of this 1318-nucleotide messenger RNA. It is a transcript of the gene GPR65, whose product is annotated as G protein-coupled receptor 65. The transcript is spliced from 3 exons. The record is from RefSeq and is a predicted model, not a curated record. Lineage: Eukaryota; Metazoa; Chordata; Aves; Psittaciformes; Psittaculidae. Gene Ontology annotation, cellular component: membrane. The coding region runs from base 281 to 1318 and encodes 345 amino acids. Gene Ontology annotation, molecular function: G protein-coupled receptor activity. Gene Ontology annotation, biological process: G protein-coupled receptor signaling pathway.
GGGUUACACUACCGAUAGCAUCACAGUGAUUCUGCUCCGUGGGUGAAACGUCUGCCUAGGAAAGCUGCAAGCCAACAACAUUCUCCUGGGCAAAACCAGCAGGUACACUCAGCAGCUAAGAGAGAACCUAGUAAUGCUUCAGAUGUUGCAUUCAGAAGGCUGGAAUCUUACCAACCAGGUCCUGAAGAACUAACAAACAGAUGACCACCCAUCAGAAUACGGAGGGGUUUUUAUUGCAUCCAGGCUGGAAUUAGCCCAAAGAUACUACUCAGAGUGGACAAUGAACAACACUGCUGAGUGCCAUGAUGAUCACACCCUGGAUAAGUAUUUAUUUCCACUUGUGUACAGCGUUGUGAUGAUCAUCAGUAUUCCUAUCAACUGCAUAAGCCUCUAUGCAUCUUGCAUUCAGGUGAGGAAGAAGAAUGAGUUAGCAGUCUACAUCUUCAGCCUAUCCCUGGCUGACCUUUUGUACUCUCUAAUUCUACCUAUGUGGAUUGAUUAUGCCUGGAAUGGAGAUAACUGGAGACUCUCUGCCUUGCUUUGUCAGAUUUCUGCCUUCCUUAUGUAUAUGAAUUUCUACACUGGUACUGCGUUCCUUGCUUGCAUCUCUGUUGACAGGUAUCUGGCAUUAGUUCACCCGCUGAAGCUCCAGCACUUGCGCACAAGAAGAUUUUCAUUGAUUGUCAGCAUAAUUGUUUGGCUUCUGGAAAGCACCUUCAAUUCAGUCAUAUUGGUAUACAAAGAAGUGUUUCAUGAUCCUUGUAAUUUCACUAAUCAUACAUUAUGCUAUGACAAAUAUCCCCUGGAAUGGUGGCAGGCACAGAUAAAUUUAUUCCGGAUAUGCUCAGGGUACCUGCUCCCUUUGGUAAUCAUUGUGUUUUGCUACCAUAAAAUCUACCAAGUAGUAAGGUGUAAUCAAGCUACGAUAGAUGAAGAAAAGAAAAAAGUAAGGAAACUUAUUCUGAAUAUCACAGUUACUUUUGUUGUUUGCUUCACUCCUUACCAUGUUAUGCUAUUUAUUCGCAGCAUCAAAGAACCUUACACCAGUGACCCACAGCUUUUGCAGUUGAUGUAUAAGGUUUACAGAGUCACACAGGCCUUAACAAGUUUGAAUUGUAUUGCUGAUCCCAUUCUUUACUGCUUUGUGAGUGAAACUGCACGAGCAGACAUACUGAAUUUGCUCAGGUGUUGCUUGUGCAUACAAAAGCGUGAGGGAGACCAAGUGAAAGACCAUGCCCUGUGCAGUUCUGCUAUAAAGAGCAGUGAACUGAUCAUCUCCAGAACUUUCUGUGAAAUGGAGUCUGUCAAAAAUUCCUGA